AUGUCUAAGAAUACUCAAUUAACCAAUUUUGAAAAAGGUCAAAUUAUUGGAAUAUAUAACGUUGGAUCUACUUUAACUUCUAUUGCUAUAGCAAUAAACUGUACACGAUCUACAGUAUUCAAUUUCUUAAACCGGGUCGAAGAACAAGGAAAUACUGAAACUGCUUUACGCCCAGGAAGACCAUCAAUAAUAACUAAUGAAGACGAACAAAAUCUUAUUAACACAACAAUUAAUGAUAGGAAUUUGUCUCUUCAUAAAAUCUUAAGUACUAAUGGAAUUAAUGUUUUACGAAUAUAUAACGCUCAUAUAAACUGGAGUGUAAGUGAUUGGCAAAAGAUUAUUUUUAGUGAUGAAUCAUCGGUUGAGAUUGGCAGAAGUGAAAGAAAAAGUAUUAUGGUAUGGGGAUGUUUUGCAGGAGGAGAAAAAGGACCGUUGGUUUUUAUGAAAGAAAAGAAUAGUAGUAGUGCAAUUAAUUCGCGAAGAUAUAUAGAAGUAUUGAAAGAAAAUUUGAUACCAUUUUGGUGUGAAUUAAUUGCAAACUUUGGUAAUGAUAUAACCUUCCAAGAUGAUAAUGCUCCAAUUCAUAUGGCAAGGUAUACUCAAGAAUGGAUGAAAGGUGAAAAUAUCCAACGUCUUCCAUGGCCAGCGCAAUCACCUGACUUAAAUCCAAUCGAAAAUGUGUGA
Molecule: messenger RNA, 684 nt
Organism: Racocetra persica
Lineage: Eukaryota; Fungi; Glomeromycota; Glomeromycetes; Diversisporales; Gigasporaceae
Source: the annotation of a GenBank genome assembly